This is a messenger RNA of Pisolithus orientalis, 918 nucleotides long. RefSeq lists its product as uncharacterized. Lineage: Eukaryota; Fungi; Basidiomycota; Agaricomycetes; Boletales; Pisolithaceae. The record is from RefSeq and is a predicted model, not a curated record. Bases 256 to 801 code for a protein of 181 amino acids. The transcript is spliced from 3 exons.
CGAUACCGCCGUUACGCAUUAACAUUCUACCUUUCUCUCCUGGUGAGCUUCGUGUCAAGUGGCCAUUUGCAUAGUCGAACGACCAUCUUGACAAGUGCCUGGGAGCGGGCUUGGAGGACGAUGAGAGCAGACAGGUAUAAAAGGGACUUUGGACAGUGUCGUCCAGCCUCAGCACAAACACCAACCCAGCAACGUAACCCACAAGCACAAUGCCAUCAUUAGCUGAACCCCCUUUCAAGAAGUACCAGGACUGGGAUGACGAUACCAUCAUCUCUGGUGAACGUGAGUACUCGUUGGUUUUGCACGGAUGCACUGUCACUCAUCCCCCCCCCUGUGCAUCAGACAUCAUCCGUGAGCAUUUCGAUUCACUCACUAUGCUGGACUGUGGCUGACCUUGAGUGGCUGAUUCUCACAGGCGCCAUCCAGGGAUUCGAAUCCAAUGUCAAGGUCAUCAAGACACAGCAGGGUGACGCUUUCGUCUAUGCUGUCGAAAGCAAUGACGAGAAUACCAAGACCUACAAAGUCGUUAUCGGUCCUAUCGAGAUUGACGUCACUAUCGACGUGAACAAGCUUACGAUCGUUAUCGAAGUCUACGUGACCAUCCCUUUCGUGGGCAAGGUUCAGGUUGCCAAGGCUGUCGGAAAUCUGCGCGACGGUGUCAAGCUUACCAUUGGAUACCCGCCAUUCGUUGGGGGCUCGUUGACUGUGAAACUCGACGGAAAGGAUGUCGUGUUGGAAUAUUCCAUCGAUGCCCUCGGAUGGAAUUAUCAUGGCAAGAUCGUCGUCUUCACUCUCCCCUGAGGAGUUGAAUCUUUGAGGUUUCCUCUUACACAGUGUAGGACAAGUAGACGAGGUAGAACGUAUUAUUAGCAACCUAUGUGCACCUACCUGCUUUAUGGAAUGUCAAUUAUUUUUGAG